UUCGCCCAGCGCGGAUAACGAAUAAAAUGGACGACGCGUCAACGUGCAAAUUGGCCAAUUGUUGUUGUUAUUCUUGUUGUUGUUCGAUUUGCACGCGUUGCUGUUGCUCUCGUUAAUGUUAUUGUUGUUCGAGUGCCCAGCGGCAUUGCGGAAAUUGUUAUUGUUAAUAAACGCCAACAACAAUACACAACAAAAAUAAAAACUGUUAAAUUUGUGAAGAGCCAACAAUUUUAGGAAAUGCAGCACGCUUGCUGAACUGAAAGGUUAUCAAUCAAAGCAAUCAACCAAUCCAUCACUCUCCACCAUGGAUGGCUCACCGAUGACGCUGACUUUCACCAGCUUGGGAUUGCUGCUGGUUCUGCUGUUGAUGUGCCUCCUGGUGGCAUGCCACUGUUUGGGGCCACGUGCCGCAAGUUGGAUGCGCAUGCGUUCGCGCUCCAGCAAGGAGGAGAAGAUCGGACUGUCCAAGCACAAGCAUAAGCUCUUCCAUCCCAAUGGCUACAUGGCCAGCAUCCAAUCCGGUUCGGAGUUUCUGCUGAGCACCAGCGGCAGCUUCAAGCGCUUCGACACCAUUGACAAGGAGGACUAUAAUCGUUCGCAGCAGCAGCAACAGUUGCUGCAAUUGCAGCACCACCAACAACAUCCACAUCAUCAGCAACAGCAACCACAGCAGGCACAGAUGCAACAGCAGCAGCAGCUGAUUGGAAAUGGCGGCGAGACGAGCACGACCCCAUUGUGGAAUCUGCCACAAGCGGAUGUCAGCAUUCCGCCUCAGCCGCUGCGUCCGGCGCCGGCGCCAAACAGCGCUGGGCCAAGCAGCAAGACUGUGACGUUCUCCUUUAGCCAAAUCAAUGAGCUCAACUCGCCGACAGCAACAGCAACAGCGAUGGAAACGCAGCCGCGUUCGUGUUUGCGUGGCACUGUGCCACAAGCAUUGGAGGCGCCACCGCCGCCCCGAUUAACGACAUCCGCAUCGGUGACGCUAUCGGCAACCGCAAUACCGCGUCCGAUUGCCAAGCGGCAGAUAUCGCUGCAGCAGGGCAUCAACAGCACAACAGCAACCACAACAGCAGUCACGACAACAACCACAACAACAACAGCAACAACAACAUCAGUAGCAGAGUCCGAACUUCAAUCGAAGCCGGAGUCCCAAACGGAACCGGAGCGACGUGCGCCAGCGUUGAAGCGCCGCAACUCGAGCACAAAUCCCUUUCUCUGCGAGUCGACGGAGCAACCAACUCCGUCGCCUCCUCCUCCCCACCCCGCUGUUGCCACACCUCCUCACAACGGCAAUCCGUUUGUGCAUGGCCAGAGUCUGUCCAGUCGUCUGCUGAAGCUACACAACACCAACAAUCCGUUCUCGGGUCUCACGCAACGCGUCAAAGGACCUCACAUGCUGCAGAAGACCAUCUCGGAGGAUUAUCUAUUCCGCAAACUGGGCGCCAAUGGACAUGCCAAUCUGACCAAUGGCAAUGCGAACAAUUCAAACAACUCAACGAAUGGCAAUUCCACGUGGUGCUUUGGUCGCUCUCUCAUGCGUCAGGAUUCGAGCAUCAGUUUGGGUCUGGGUCGGCGGAAUAGUUCGCAAAUGUCGCUGGAUGGUUCGAUGGAUGGCAUUCACUUGGAGCACGGCAUCUCGUGUGAUUCGGUCAACUCGGAUGCCUCGUCGCUGUGCCUCGAUCAGCUCGAUCAGCCGUACACACAGAUCACAGGGUAUCUGUGCGUCGGUUUGCAGUUUGAAAAACACAACGGCCACAGCGAGGAGCAGCUGGAUCUGACGGUCAGUGUGCUGGAAGCCAAGGAUCUCAUCUAUCCGCUCAGCAUGGGCAUCGACUCGCUGGACACCUUUGUGCGCAUCUAUUUGGUGCCCGAUCAUGCCGGUGGCAUGCAGACCAAGGUGGUACAAUCGUCAUUGACUCCGGCGUACAAUGAGACCUUCAACUUCCGGCUGAAGCGACAGCACGGUCGACACUCGCUGUGGUUCCAUCUCUAUCACAACGGACCCGCUCACACGUUGAUCGGCGAGGCGGAGAUGGAGAUUGGCGAGAUGGUGCGUCCGGUUACCACAUGGAUUCCCCUCUCCGAUUCACGCAAGUGCAACGCUCGCUGGGGCGAGCUGAUGUUCUCUCUGAGUUAUCUGCCCACAGCUGAGCGUCUGACAAUUGUGGUGGUCAAGGCGCGUAAUCUGAAACUGCAGCCAGACAGCGACACAGCGGACGGAGAAGCGGAACAACCGCCCAACAAGACGCACUCACCCAAUGCGGGUGCACUCCAGCAUGUCUUUGUCAAGGUCUAUCUGAUGAACAACGACAAGAAGGUGCUGAAGAAGCGUACCUCGCUGAAGCGCCAAGAUCGCUCGCCCACAUUCAACGAGUCGAUGAUCUUCAGUCUGCCGCCUCAAGGUCUGACCACAGUGCAACUGCGUCUCACGGUCUUUGGGGUCACGGAGGCGGGCACCUUGCCCUUGGGUCAUGUCAUCGCCGGCAGCUGUGCGGUGGGCAAGGGACUGCGUCACUGGCAUCAGAUGCUCUCCUCGCUGCGCAAACCGGUUGCCAUGUGGCAUGUCCUGCGGCGAGCUGUCAAUCAGCCGGUCUUCGUUGGCGGCGCUGAGGCUGUGGUGGCUGCCAUGCAGAGCACUUUGCAGCGAGCGAGUGCCAAGCGUAACAGCAUUGUUUAGAUGAAAUGUUAUCGAUAACGAUAUGUCGAUAUUAUCGAUGUAUAGCAAUCGACUGUCCACUAUCGAUUAGGAAACGUCGCGUAAUUGGCAGGCAGGUGAAAUAUGAUCGAUAACGGUAUGUUGGUUAUCGAUAUAAAGCAAUCGACUGUCUAUUAUCGAUUAUUAGGCGUCGCGUAAUUGACAGACGUGAAAUAAUAUUGAUAACGAUAUGUUGGUUAUCGAUAUAUAUCGAUCGAUUGUCCACUAUCGAUUAUUAAGCGCCGCGUAAUUGACAGACAGGUGAAAUAUUAUCGAUUACGAUAUGUUGUUUAUCGAUAGACAGAAAUCAAUAGUACACUAUCGAUUACCAAGCGUUGCACAAUUCACAGUUGUCACUUAUGAGUCGACACACAAUUUGUAAUCGACAGCAGACUAUCAACCUAUCGAUAGUAAGCUGCCAUCUCGAUUAAAGCGCUUGUAUCGAUGGUGGACUAUCGAUUGUUAUCCACAGUGGAGUGUAACCAGAGAGCAUUGCAUUUAGCUUAGCUCAAUUCCGUUUCUCUUCUUCAAUAUGCCAAAACCUCGCCCCCUCUCUCUCUUAUGUCCUUUUUCAGCCUCUCCCUCCAAUUGCAUUUACUCAAAGCAUUUUCCUACUUUUCUACAAGUUUUCCCCAAACUCGAAAUGAAGAAUUGCCUAUAACCAGAUAUUACUUACUCUCUAACCGAACUUAACCUUAAAAAAGCCCCGCACCAAAGGACAAAUUGAGCCUAUUAGCUAGUUAAUACACGCACACACACAGACACACACAGACACAUACAUAUAGUUGUUAGUAAAUGUAAUGAUAAACGAAUUAUAUAAAUUUAAGUACAUAUAUGACAUUUAAAGGCACGCACUCAUUGUUAUCGAAUACUAUUUAUACGUGUUAUCGAUAUUUAUCGUUCUGCAAUAACGAAAGAGGAAAGACGACUGAAUGUUUCGGCACACCGAAUACCAAAUACUCUUGCAGCAGUAAUCAAAGAUAAGCGAUAUCUUAAUGAAUAUUCUAGCAAAUGCAUUAAUUUUUUUUUUGUAAUUUAUUUCAUUUAACUACAGUCUGCAAGAGUAAAAAGAGACUAUCUUAAGAACUUAUCUAACCAUAUUUAAAAAAGAAUAAAAUAUGUAUGCAAAUAAAUGUAUGAAUAGAUAGGACAAUGUUUUCUGGCAAUCAUGAUUGUUAAACUAUUCAAAUAUGAAAUUUAAACAAAUUACGAAUGAAACUUACAAAUAUUGUUGCCCAUAACAAAGGUGAAGAACAAAAAAGUGAAAUCAGUGCAACCCUUGGAGCAAUGUGAUAUAUAAUAAUUGAAAACAACAAAAAAAAAAACAAUUUAAUAUAAUAUAAUAUACGAACAAUAUUUGAAUGAAAAGCAAGUAUUUAC
Drosophila nasuta is the source of this 4075-nucleotide messenger RNA. It is a transcript of the gene Syt12, whose product is annotated as Synaptotagmin 12. Gene Ontology annotation, cellular component: exocytic vesicle; plasma membrane. Gene Ontology annotation, molecular function: calcium-dependent phospholipid binding; SNARE binding; clathrin binding. The transcript has 6 exons. The record is from RefSeq and is a predicted model, not a curated record. Lineage: Eukaryota; Metazoa; Arthropoda; Insecta; Diptera; Drosophilidae. The coding region runs from base 305 to 2677 and encodes 790 amino acids. Gene Ontology annotation, biological process: calcium ion-regulated exocytosis of neurotransmitter; synaptic vesicle endocytosis.